AAAAUUCCCGUCUACUAAUCCCAUAGAUCAAAUUCAAAAUAGAAAUUAGACAAUUGCACCUUUUAUCAUCAUCUGCAACAGAGAAGAAGGGCCUUAGGCCUAUUCUAUAUUGAAUAUAACAAGUUACAAUAAUUAAAGAAUGCAAGAAUGACUAAAGACAAUGGCAGCAAUAAAAACAGAGCUAGCCCACAGAAAGUUGCCAAAAAGAAACUUGAAUUCAAACCUCUUCCACUCAAUGGUAAAACAAUUUAUCUAGAUAUAAAAGAUGUCCGACAGAGACGUAAAUUGGAAGAGACACUAAAACAUCUUGGGGCUCAAGUAGAGAAAUUUCUAAGUAAGGAAAUAAAUUAUGUGAUAUCCAGUAAUACAACUACAACCUUACCCAAUAAAAAAGAUGGAAAUAAUGACAGACCAGACAGUCCGUCAUUCCUGUCUACUCCGAGUCCCUUUAACUCGGGGCAGGGGGGAUCCCCUAAUUGUCUGGAAAGCAGUAAACAAAAAACUCAAACGCGAGCCCAGGCAAUGGUUAAACUUGCCCAGUCACAAACACAGACAACCCCUGUUCUUCAAAAUGCAGAGAAGUUUGGAAUUAAAGUUAUUCCUGUAGAUGCUGCUCUAAAAUGGGUGACUAGAGAAUCAAGUAAAUUACAGUCAAAUACUGAUACAAGUAAACAACAGGUUGUUAAGAAAACAACAACUGGUGUGAAAGUAAAAAGACUUCGACAACCACUUGUAAAGUUUGAAGCUGUCAAUCUGCAUUAUCGCCCAGUCCAACUAGAGUUUGAUAGUUGGCCCCAUUGUAACGUUGACACGCCUGCUGGUACCUGCCCAUUUGAUGGAAGUACAGUUGGUCGAGCGCAGAAAACGGAACCAGAAUACAGAGAUCGUGUUGUGGCGUCUCAACAAGGUGGAGAAAUUGAUAAAGAUUCAGUUGAAACCCCUAAAGACAAAACACAAAGUAAAGGGGGUCAGAAUGAAGGGAGCACAAGUAAAAUGGUGGGUAUGCAGAUUUUAACGGCUGGUGAUUUACGACGUCGUCAGGAGAGGAAGAAACAAGUGGAGAAAAAACGUGGUUAUUGUGAAUGUUGUUUGAUCAAAUACAACGAUAUCGAUAAGCACCUUCGUGAUGAAGAUCAUCGUAAAUUUGCUCGAGAUAAAAAUAAUUUUAUUAAACUUGAUCAGAUUAUUAAAACCGUCAACAGUCCAGCUAGAUUCCUGAAAAAAGUUCUACACGAACAUUGUAUGAGAAAAUCUGUUAAUAAUAAAAAAAGUGAAUCCGUUGUAAGUGGUGGUGAUGAUGUAAACAACACGAAUGAAACCACGCCACAGAAACACGAUAAACAGAUCAAAGAAUCAGAACCCAAACAAUCGCAACCGAUUCCUUGUGAAGACGAGGCGGAUACUAAAGAGAACAUUUUACGUCGGCGUAUCGUGACAUCCCGUCGUCUCUCUAGUAGUUUUAGCAGCGUGCGGGCCAGUGUAGAAAAAGAUGCGGACAACAAUAAACAUGCGGUAGUUCCUGGUGUUUCCUCGCCACGUCCUAGUGUCCAGAAAACUAAACCGGUUGUCUCCCCUUGUUCCGUCAUCGUAAAGAGUUUAAAAAAUUGGCCGCAUAAAACAAAGACAGGUGUACAACCGGCCGCGAAAGUUAAACAAAAAUUAAUUAUUAAAAAUAUGGCAAUCGGAAGUUUACAAGUUGCGUCAACAAGUCCUGAUAAAAUAUUACGAGGAGGAGAUCGCGCAGCAAAAAAACAACCAAAAGACAACGACAGUGAAAGCGGAAUUUCUAAAAGUGUUUAUUUUUCGUCAGAUUAUUCAGAUUCCAGUGAUACAUUAUCGGAUUCAAAUACAAGUUCCAACGAAAUAAUUUUUAAUAAGCGAGUGCGUGAAUCAAAAGUAAUGAACAAUGAAACCGAAAGUACGAAAUGCGAAAUUAAUCCUGUUCGUCAACUACGCACACGUAAAAAAGAUAAUUCAAACAAUUUUUAUUUCAACAAAGUGAAAUUAGCUAAAAGACAACUGACACAGAAAACAAAGAGAGCCAACGACAAAAUGAAUUGUCUCAAUAAAUUAUGUAAAAUAAAAACAAACAAUAAGGAACAUUCACGAAAAAGUCUUUCGCAACCAAAAGUUCGAUCAAAAACUAAACAAAGUUCUUCUCAACCAACAGUUCAAUCAAAAAGCAAAUCUCACUUGAUACCCUGCAAAACAAGUCUUUCUUCCCCCAUCUUGAAACAACUGACAGCAGACGCUCCAAUCACAAGUCUUCCCAUCAAUAUGGGUGAAAAAUGUCUAUCUUUUGCAAAACACAGCGGGCGAAAAUCGCGGAAUUCUAUGGAAGUUCAGUUGCAUGAUAUGAUGAUAUUUAAUUCUUUGACGGAAAUUUGGGGAAAGAAGAAGCUUUCAAUACACAAGAAAAAGGAAUCUAGCAUAUCUCCGGGAUCUUGUACAGAAAAAACACAGUCUGAAUCCAACACAUCCAUUUUAAAUGAUGGAUCUAAUUCUGCGAAAACAGAAUCCGAGAAAAAUCACGGAAGCAUUAAAAUAAAGAAAAAUCGAAAAUCUAAGAAUAAUCAUAAUGUUGGCUAUGUAGAAGGGCAGUCAUGUCAUAAUGUUAAAGAUAAUCGCCUAUCGUCGCGGAAACACAGAUCUACCGAGCAGACAGAAACAUGCCUGUCGUUACAAACAGACACGUCUACGUCCCCUCAAAAAGAUUUUGAUUCUUCUAGUCAAACAACUUCUGACGUUUCUAAUUCAGGUUUAACUAAAGUUAACAAGAAAAGAAAGCAUAAAGCUCUUCUGAUUGCAGACGGUGGUGAAAAUAAACAAUCAAACAUCAGUUCUCAGGAGAGUCAAGUUUACAGUGGUAUUGUGAGAAAUGCCAGAAACUCGAAUGAAUUUAUACUUAAAAAACUAAAAGUUACAAUUGAACCACUUCCGUCUUGCUCGUCGUUCAACAUUUCAUCAAGACCAUCUGGCACUCGGCAACAGUCCAGAUCUAGUUCACCAUAUAAAUCGGUACAAUCUGGAUCCCUGCUCACGUCUGCUACCUGUUCAUCAAAUAAAUCUGUAUUCCUGCAGCCACCUGUUUCUUAUUCACCAAAUAAAUCUAGAUCCCAACUGCUAUCUGCUACUUGUUCACCAAAUAAAUCGAAGAAAAUAAUUGACGAUUGUGAAAGUCAGUCACCUGUUUUUAAAAAAUCACCUGUUUUUCGACCAGAUCCAAAAAAAUCACAGCCUUCAAGAACCUGUAGAAAUAUUACUCCAGCAAAACCUGUUAUUUUUAACAAAGAGGAAAUGAUCAGUCCCAAAAGUGGAAUAUCGAGUACACCAAGGCGUCGUGUCAGGCGACAGCGCAAAUCACAAAUACAAAAUUUCAAUCAUCAGACUCCCUCAAAAUCUGAAAAGUCAAAUGUUUUAGUCGUACCUACGUCCACAACAAUACAGAACACAACAAAAAAUACUUGCAGAUCAUUAGAAACUCAACUUCAUGAAAUUGAAAAAAGUUCCGUAAUAAGUUCAGCGGAUAAAGUUCUGGCCCAGACUUUAUCGCACAAUAGUAAAAUCGCAACAGACAAUUACAACAAAGACGAUGAUGUUAUAAUUCAUCCAUCAAAAUCAGAGGACUCCAACAUAAGAGAUAUCUUGAAUAUUACAGACGAAUGUUGCAAAACCACGACAACGAAAAAACGUGUGAAAUUGAAUCACAGUUGGCGUGUAUUAAGUGACAGAAGUGUUUCUAAAUUACUCGAGAGUGAACGGGACCCGGCCCCUUUUCUAGGAUUUGAAAAAAAGGACACCGAAUCGUGUCCAAUGUCUGGAUUGUCUUACGAAGAACAAUCAGAAGUGGAUUUAGAUGACUCGUUAUCGAGUGAAUGGAUCAUCAGAAGUACUGCGAGUGAUGUUACCGAUUUCGAUGAUUUAAUGCCAGACGCGUAUUCAUCCCCAAAUAAACGUUCUAACUCCUCGUGGUUCGAUGCCUGUGAGGAAUUUUUGGUCGUAAAAUUAUCAAGUACUCCAUCGGCAUCCACAGGGCAACGUGUUCACAAGAAAAAACUAAAACGAAUUGGUGUGGAAAAUAACAAAUCAAAAUCUCAGAGAAAUCAAAAUGCAUCUUGUGUAUCAGAAACAUCGACAUUACGGAGCAAAAUAUACAAACCGUCUGACAAUGUGUUGCAGUCGAUCGAUGAAGACAACGAAACAUUUCAGUUCUAUAGCCCAAAGCGAAAAAAACGAUGUCAGAAUGAAAUGGAACAAAUGGUGGACGAAGAUAUCGUAUUUAAUUUUAACAGUCCGCAAAAAAACAAUCAGAAACAUAGUUCCAGUUGUGAUAAUAGUUCGUCAUCCCCACCAAGUGAUCAACCGAAAACAAAAAACCUUCGUCAAACUCCUGUGAAAUCACGCCCCUCUAAAAACUCUUUUCGAAGUCCUGUAAAAUCUCCGCUUUUUAAAAACUUUAGACAAAGUGAUAAUAGUUUGUCUUCCCCACCAAGUGAUCAACCGAAAACAAAAAACUUUCGUCAAACUCCUGUGAAAUCACGCCCCUCUAAAAACUCUUAUCGAAGUCCUGUUAAAUCUCCGCCUUUUAAAAACUCUCGACAAAGUCCAGUGAAGUCUUCGCCCGCUACAAAAUAUAAAUUACUAAAGAAUGUUGCAGACGUGAAAGCGAAAUUUAACAUGAACUACUUUAAAAAAGACAGUCGUGCUGUGAAGUCACCUGAACACCACUCGAAGAAACAAUCACACCUGCGGAAAUUAAUGAGAUUAAAAGACAAGGCUCAAGUUGUUGUCGUCCCCGCCCCACCCAAAAAGUCCAGUUCUUAAUAAGAUAUUGUGUUAAAUUCUCUUCUUACAGAGUUUCAAUGGAUCUGUUAAAUUAAACCAGCUAAUAGGCCUAUUUUCUAUUUACAUAUUUUUGUCCACGAAAAAGUUGGUCUAAUAGACCCUGGGCUCAAUGCAGGAAGGUGUCCAUCAAAUGGGGACGAAACCAGACCCAACUUUUCUAUAGUAAAAUUUUGUGUAGAAUACUUUUCCGGAUGGAAAUCAGUCCGGCGUUGGGACGUUUUCGAGAUAUCCAGGGUCAAAUGAGGUCAUUUGCACUUCGAAUUUACUAUAGAAAAGUAGAGUCUAGUUUUGUGCCCAUUAGGUCAGUACCCGGAAUUUUUUACAUUCUUUGAAACUUGGUGAUCUUUAACCAUGAUGAUUGGACCCAUCUACAUCUUAUUCUGUCAUUCAAAUUCUAUUUCUGGGGGGUUGGAUGGCUGAAUGGUUAGUGUGCGCGCGCUGUAUCAUAAAGUCUGUCAUUGAGUCGACUGGUGUGGUUUCGAAUCCCCGGUUGUACGUGGCAAGGAGUCUGGUCGUCUGUCCAACCUCGUGGGUUUUCUCCGGGUCCUCCGGUUUCCUCCCAAUGCUACAGACCCCUACGCGCAAGCUAAUUAUUGAAAUAAAAUUAAACCAUAUGUUAGUCCGGAAAUGACCUAGUUUGUGUCGAGUGGACGUUAAACCCCAUUUCUCUCUCUCUCUCUCUCAAAUUCUAUUUCAUUAAUUUGGAAAUGAUGAAAAUUUGGACGUUUUUCUAGGUGUGUACUUUCAGACAUAAAAAAACCCUAUGAAUUUUUCGUAGGAGGCAAACGCUGAUCAAAUUCCAUUAGCGUUAACCUGUGGACAUAAAAUACUAAAACUGAUUUAAGAUUUAGUUCAUCAAGAAAUCAGUUUGUCUAAUAAAUUGCGUUGUUUAAAAUCGUUUUUAUCUCGAUCAUGCUUUUUUUUCGCACAAUAUUUGAUAAUUUUCAAUUGAUGAUAUCUUUGUAAAUACUGAACAAAAUUGAAUCAUUCUUGGACUGAUGACACCAAACUUUCAAAAUAUUGAAGCUGGUAAGAAAUCAAAAGUCCCUCAAAUGAUACUCAAUGGCUUUAAAGCAUCCCAUACACUUCAAUUUUAUCGUCAAUAAAUUGAUAUCAAUUAAUUGACAAAAAAAUUGAACGUGUAUGGAGGACAUUGACGGCGAAUUAAUUGAAACAAUUUAAUUGAAUUAAUUAAUUGACAGAUCAAAGUUCCUUUGACAUUUAUUGAUGGCUCGUCAAUUAAAUAGACUGUGUGUGCUAGUGUUAUCGAUCAGAAUGAAAAUUGACGCUAAAACAUUGACCGUGUGUGGGCAAGGUCAAUUUCGCCAAUUAAUUGAUAUCAAUUAAUUGCCAUCAAGUAAUUGACUGAAAAAUUCAACGUGUAUGGGGCACUUAAUAAUUGUUUAAAUUUAUUGGAAUAAAAUAGAAUUAUCAAUGAACGAAUAAUUUAUUUAUAUAGUUAGAUAGAAUUCUGUAAUUAAUAUAAUUUUUAAUAAUUUAUGCCAAUACUUUUGUAUUCUCCGGUUACAAAACAUUUCGUUUUCAAAUUUAAAAAAUUUAAUAUUACUUGAAAGAAUGAAAUGUCAAUCUGAGUAAAACACAGAUCCUAUUUCGUUUCGUUUUUAUAGUUCAAAAUUUUGUAUUAUUUGUCUUCUCAACACUAGGAUCUGGAAGAGUUGUUAUAUAAGCCUGUUGUGGUUAAUGUGAGGGAUUAGCCAAUGAAACCCUCUGUUACGGCGAGUUCUUGGAGUUCAAUGCACAUAACUAUGGGUAAACGACUAGAAACGUCAACGCUGGUUGAUUAAUCAAUGUCUGUCGUAAUAGAGUCAAAAGUCGCUCAUAUGACCUCUGACGCGACCUCCCACUACAACUGCUUAGAUCUUCAUGUAGUAUAGACCAUCAAAAAUAUAAAAAAAAACGAAACGAAAUACAGAUUUGUAUUUUAAUGAGAUUGGAUCAGAUACAAAAUGAGUUCAAUCUCAACAUUGACUGUGAAGCAAAAAUUUUAAACAAAGAAAAGAUAUUAAAUCACCACACAAGAAAAAUCAGUUAUCAGAUCAAAUCCAUACCCUUUAUUUUGUGGAAAUAAGAGAUUGUGAAUUCUUUAUGGUCAAGGGUAAUGAAUUGCAUAAAUUUGGUACAGUGUUAUGUGAAAAUGAAAGAGUUUAUAUCGUUUUAAUGUGUUAUAUGAAAUUGUUACUGUAUUUAAGGUAUUAAGUUGAGUCUGGUUAUAAGGCACUGGUCACAAGACACAAGUCUUUAUUAUAGUUUAUACUGUAUACGUUGUGUAAUAAUUUGUCUCGAUCUGAUUAAAACAGACUAUUCCGUUUCUUUUUUUAUAGUUCAAAAUUUCAUUUUAUAUUUGUCUGUACUACACUUAGGAUCUGGAAGAGUUGUUAUAUGACAUGACGGAUUAGCCAAUGAAACCAUCUGUUACAGCGACUUCUUGGUGUGCCAUGCACGGAACUGUGGGUAAACCACUAGAAACACUGAUUGAUUAAUGAAUGUCUGACGUGAUAGGGUCAAAAGCUACUCUUACGACCCGUGACCCAAUCUUCCAGUUCAACUGGUCAGUUCUUCAUGUAGCGUAGGCCAUCGAAAGUAUAUAUAUAUAUUUCGUAUUUUUUAUAUAUAUAUAUAUAUAAAAAAUACGAAACGAAAUUUAGACCUGUGUUUUAAUCAGAUUGAAUUUGUCCUUGACAUCAUAGUCUGUGAGGGAUGCCCUAUGUCCAGGCUUGUAUGUGGACCUGUGUAAGUUACUGUAUACAUGAAGUAUUAAGAUAUAUUGACCUGUGUAUUAUAAUGAUAUAUCAUGUUUGUUGUCAAAUGUGACAGGUGCCCUGUCCAGGCAUGUAUGUGGACCUAUGUAAGUUACUGUAUACAUGAAGUAUUAAGAUAUAUCUACCUGUGUAUUAUAAUGAUAUAUCAUGUUUGUUGUCAACUGUAUAUUAUAAUUUAAUAUAUAUACCAGUAAUUCUCUAUAAAAUAAAAGACAUA
Patella vulgata (common limpet) is the source of this 7842-nucleotide messenger RNA. RefSeq lists its product as uncharacterized. The transcript is spliced from 11 exons. Bases 148 to 4824 code for a protein of 1558 amino acids. Gene Ontology annotation, biological process: regulation of cell cycle phase transition; positive regulation of nuclear cell cycle DNA replication. Lineage: Eukaryota; Metazoa; Mollusca; Gastropoda; Patellidae. The record is from RefSeq and is a predicted model, not a curated record. Gene Ontology annotation, cellular component: Dbf4-dependent protein kinase complex; nucleus. Gene Ontology annotation, molecular function: nucleic acid binding; zinc ion binding; protein serine/threonine kinase activator activity.